UCUUAGUAUGGAGCAGAAGUUGAAGCAUUAUACGGCUAUACUGUUCUACUGACAGAUUCACAAUGCUGACAAUCAAUGGCUCAGUUUUUAUGCCUUCUGUAUUAACACUCGUUGGGAUACCUGGCCUGGAGUCAGUGCAGUGCUGGAUCGGAAUUCCAUUCUGUGCCAUGUAUAUCAUCGCUUUAGUUGGGAACUCCCUAAUUUUAGUGAUAAUCAAAAGCGAAAAGAGCCUCCACAUGCCCAUGUACAUUUUCUUGGCCAUUUUGGCAGUCACAGACAUUGCACUUAGCACAUGCAUUCUCCCCAAAAUGUUGGGCAUCUUCUGGUUUCAUAUACCACAGAUUUCCUUUGAUGCAUGCUUGCUGCAAAUGGAACUCAUCCACUCAUUCCAGGCAACAGAAUCAGGCAUCCUCCUGGCCAUGGCUCUGGAUCGCUAUGUGGCCAUCUGCAACCCCCUGAGACAUGCCACCAUCUUCUCUCCACAACUUAUGAUCUGCCUUGGAGCUGGUGUCUUACUCAGGUCUUUCAUUCUCACAUUCCCAAUGAUAUUGCUCAUCAAAUGCCGCCUAAAGUACUACCGAACUACCAUUGUUUCUCACUCUUACUGUGAACACAUGGCCAUUGUGAAAUUGGCAGCUGAAGAUAUCAGAAUCAACAAGGUCUGUGGCCUCCUUGUUGCCUUUGCCAUCUUAGGGUUUGACAUAGUCUUCAUUACCUUCUCCUAUGUGCGAAUCUUCAUCACCGUCUUCCAGCUGCCUCAGAAGGAAGCUCGAUUCAAAGCCUUCAACACCUGCAUUGCUCACAUCUGUGUCUUCCUACAGUUCUACCUUCUGGGCUUCUUCUCUUUCUUCACUCACAGGUUUGGGGCUCACAUCCCCACCUAUGUGCAUAUCCUCCUGUCAGAUCUUUACCUCUUAGUCCCACCUUUUCUCAACCCCAUUGUCUAUGGUGUUAAAACUAAACAAAUCCGUGACAAAGUCGUGAAGAUGCUUUUCUCCAAUAAACCCCUGUGAACAUCAAGGAUUCCCUCUGUUGAAAUGCUGUGUGGUUUCUAAAUAGUAACUUGAAUGAGUUAAAUCUAUGUUUUCUCCAAACAGGAAACUGUGAUAGCAUGUGAAUUUAAGAUACUUAUAGUUUGUAAAUGUAUGUGUUAAAUAAAAUCAACCGUGUUUA
Myodes glareolus (Bank vole) is the source of this 1173-nucleotide messenger RNA. NCBI's taxonomy places the organism in Eukaryota, Metazoa, Chordata, Mammalia, Rodentia, Cricetidae. The record is from RefSeq and is a predicted model, not a curated record.